Odobenus rosmarus divergens (Pacific walrus) is the source of this 2229-nucleotide messenger RNA. RefSeq names its product dynein regulatory complex subunit 1 homolog (Chlamydomonas) (gene DRC1). Gene Ontology annotation, cellular component: axoneme; axonemal dynein complex. The coding region runs from base 1 to 2229 and encodes 742 amino acids. The transcript is spliced from 17 exons. NCBI's taxonomy places the organism in Eukaryota, Metazoa, Chordata, Mammalia, Carnivora, Odobenidae. Gene Ontology annotation, biological process: regulation of cilium movement; axonemal dynein complex assembly; cilium-dependent cell motility. The record is from RefSeq and is a predicted model, not a curated record.
AUGAAUCCGCCGGGACCCCUGGGGGUCCUGGAGGAGAAGGAGGAGGAACACUUGUCCACCCCGAUUCUCGGGCCGUCCAUACAUUCUGACAACCCUCAGGAGCGGAUCCACGCCCGGCGCCUCCGCAUCGCGGCGCGCCUGGAAGCCCGGAGGCGGGAAGCACUUGGAGAAUAUUUAGAUGGGAAGAAAGAGAGUGAAGAAGAUCAAAGCAAGAGCUACAAGCAGAAAGAAGAAAGCAGACUGAAAUUGGCUAAACUGCUGCUCUGUGGCACUGAGUUGGUGACAAAUAUCCAGGUGGCUACAGAUAUCCGAGAGAUCCACAGGAGAGUGGAAGAACAGGAGCUCAAGCGUCAGAGACUUGAAAAGCUGGAGAAUGAAGUCAAGACAAGCCAAGACAAAUUUGAUGAAAUCACCGCAAAGUGGGAGGAGGGCAAACAAAAGAGAAUUCCCCAGGACCUGUGGGACAUGCUCAACACCCAGCAGAUGCACUGCGCCGGGCUGAUAGAGGACAAGAACAAGCUUAUCAGCGAGUUACAGCAGGAGUUGAAAAUAAAAGAUGACCAGUAUGUGAAGGAUUUGAAGAAACAGUCAGAUGACAUCUGCCUACUUCUGGAGCGAAUGGAAGAACAAGUGAAGCACGUCAUGAAAACCUUCCGUCAGGAGCUGAACUACAUUGAGAAAGCAUUUGAGGUAGAACGACGGGACCUGCUGACCAGUAAUAAGAAGAAAUGGGAGCAGGCCCUGCAGGCUCACAAUACCAAAGAGCUGGAGUAUCUUAUGAACCGCAUCAAGAAAGUAGAGGACUAUGAGAAGCAGCUGAACAGGCAGAGGAUAUGGGACUGGGAAGAGUACAACAUGAUCAAGAUCAAACUGGAGCAGGAUGUGCAGGUUCUUGAGCAACAGCUUCAGCAGAUGAAAGCAACUUAUCAGCUAAACCAAGAGAAGUUGGAGUACAACUUCCAGGUGCUGAAGAAGAGGGACGAAGAGAGCACAGUGAUCAAAUCCCAGCAGAAGAGGAAGAUCAAUCGCCUGCAUGAUACCCUCAACAAUCUGAGAUCAAAAUAUGCCAAACAGAUCAAGCAGUUUCAGGAGGAGAACCAGUCGCUGACCUCCGACUACAAACGCCUUGUGACGCAAUUCAAGGAGCUACAGAAAUCCAUGCGGCAUUUUGCUCUUAUUGAUGACAAGCAGUUUCGGGAGAUUUGGCUGAUGAAUGAAGAGGAGGCAAAGGAUCUGAUAAGCAGAGCCUUUGGUGUAGACAGGAUCAUUCAUACCCAUCAUCUGGGGCUCCCCUGGACGGCACCUGAUUUCUGGUUCCUGAGGAAUGUGGGACCUAUAUCUCAGCAGCCGCGGAAGUCUGCCACACAGAUAUUAGAAGAGGUGCUGAUGCAAGCAGAAGAGGAGGAGACCGAGGAGGCCGCCUCGGAAGCAGAGUCUUACCUCGACCUGCCGAAGCAAAUUUCCCCAAAAACUACCAGAAAGAUCCUGAUGCUCCUGUGUGACGAGUCGGGUUUCCUCAUAGAGAGCAAGCUGCUGAGCCUUCUCCUUCCCCUGGAGAAGAACGAAUGCUAUCUGCUGAAGUUGGACGCCAUUUUCUCAGCUCUUGGAAUUGAAAGUGAGGACGACUUGUAUAAACUGGUGAAUUUCUUCCUCAAAUACCGAGUUUAUCAUUCACCCUCCAGUCAGGUAAUUCACCCUUACGCCUUUCUCCAGCUCAACCCCUGGCAUCUGUCACCCCCACAGGAGCAAACAAGCCUGUUGUCAGCGCUGGAGCCAGGAAAGCAGCCAGACCUCGAGGGACAGAAAGAGGAAAGCCUCGUGGAAGGGGAGCCGGAAGAGAAGGAGGCCCCCCCUUCUUCCAGGCUCAUCCAUCCCAAUGAUGUCCUCAAGAUUCUGGAGGCCUUUGUCAUGGGUCUAAAGAAACCCAGGGACUCUUGGGCACCAGUGAGGCUGAAGUAUGUGCGGGAUAACUCGAAGGACUCUGAGUACUGGGAGGCCCUGGCCACGGUUAUCCCUGACACCACGCAAAACCUCUGGGACGCUCUGUACACGGCCCUGGAGAAAUACCACCUCAUCCUGACCCAGAGGGCCAAGCUGCUGAUAGAAAACAACUCGCUGGAGCAGCAGAACACAGAGCUCCAGAUGCUGCUUCAAAAGUAUCUAGAUUCCAAGAUAAACUCUGAACUGCAAGUUCCACCAACUCGGGUGUUCCGGGCACCCACAAAAUAG